This is a messenger RNA of Trichoderma virens Gv29-8, 1213 nucleotides long. RefSeq lists its product as uncharacterized. The transcript has 2 exons. Gene Ontology annotation, biological process: modification-dependent protein catabolic process; protein ubiquitination. The record is from RefSeq and is a predicted model, not a curated record. NCBI's taxonomy places the organism in Eukaryota, Fungi, Ascomycota, Sordariomycetes, Hypocreales, Hypocreaceae. Gene Ontology annotation, cellular component: cytoplasm; nucleus. Gene Ontology annotation, molecular function: ubiquitin protein ligase binding; protein tag activity. The coding region runs from base 92 to 1009 and encodes 305 amino acids.
ACAUCUCUUCCCCUCCUAGGAAUAUCCGUUAACAGCGCAUCUUCUUGCUCUCUCCACGAAUCCUCCAGCGAUUACCGCUUAACCCGCCAUCAUGCAAAUCUUCGUCAAGACCCUGACCGGUAAGACUAUCACCCUCGAGGUGGAGUCAUCCGACACCAUCGACAAUGUGAAGUCCAAGAUUCAGGACAAGGAGGGUAUCCCUCCUGACCAGCAGCGUCUUAUCUUUGCUGGCAAGCAACUCGAGGACGGCCGAACUCUGUCCGACUACAACAUCCAGAAGGAGUCAACUCUCCACCUGGUUCUCCGCCUUCGUGGUGGUAUGCAGAUCUUCGUCAAGACCCUCACCGGAAAGACCAUCACCCUCGAGGUGGAAUCUUCUGAUACCAUCGACAAUGUGAAGUCGAAGAUCCAGGACAAGGAGGGUAUCCCUCCUGACCAGCAGCGACUCAUCUUCGCUGGUAAGCAGCUUGAGGAUGGCCGAACCCUCUCCGACUACAACAUUCAGAAGGAGUCCACUCUUCACCUUGUCCUUCGUCUUCGUGGUGGUAUGCAGAUUUUCGUCAAGACCCUGACUGGCAAGACUAUCACCCUCGAGGUGGAGUCUUCUGAUACCAUCGACAAUGUCAAGUCAAAGAUUCAGGAUAAGGAGGGUAUCCCCCCGGAUCAGCAGCGUCUUAUCUUUGCUGGCAAGCAGCUUGAGGACGGCCGCACUUUGAGCGACUACAACAUUCAGAAGGAGAGCACACUUCACCUUGUCCUCCGUCUCCGUGGUGGUAUGCAAAUCUUUGUCAAGACCCUGACCGGCAAGACUAUCACCCUCGAGGUGGAGUCUUCUGAUACCAUCGACAACGUCAAGUCCAAGAUCCAAGACAAGGAGGGCAUUCCUCCUGACCAGCAGCGCUUGAUCUUCGCUGGUAAGCAGCUGGAAGACGGUCGCACCUUGAGCGACUACAACAUCCAGAAGGAGAGCACACUGCACUUGGUCCUUCGCCUUCGUGGUGGCCAGUAAACGUGCCUUUUGCUUACGACCGCACUGUUAUGACUGAAUUGGACGGUUCGGCGUUUUUGGGAACUUCUUUUUAAAGCAGAUAUGGGAACUUGGCCAUCUACACUGGUCAUCAAUAGUUUAUUUUAGCACAUUUCAGCGUUGCCAUUAUUGCGGCACGCUUCAAUACAGCUCUGACUAGUCAAUAUUGACAAGUCUCGCAAACUU